AUGGCUACCACAUCUAGUAUUAUUGAUAACUCUUCUUCCUUGAUCAAACUUAUUGAUACAAUCGAUUCUCUCCCUACAAGUCCACCGUCACUGUACAUCGAUCUCGGAGGCAUCAGCCCUUCUCGUGAAGGUAGCAUUUCUAUCCUUCAACUGUUCAACCAUCCAAAAAACCAUUUGUACCUCAUUGACAUCCAUGUUCUUGGCCGCGAAGCUUUCACAACAGCCGCAACAAAUGGCAAGUCGCUUAGAACUAUCUUAGAAUCCCCAGAUGUGCCCAAGGUCUUCUUUGAUGUCCGAAACGACUCGAAUGCGUUCUUUUUCCAUUUUGAUAUUCGCCUACAAGGUGUUGAGGACAUUCAGCUUAUGGAAAAUGCAUCCAGACCAGGCUUUUUGUCCAGAAAGAGAUUUGUUUCGGGCCUUGCAAGAUGCGUAGAGCACGAUGCACCAAUUUCCCUCUCUGAGAAAAGGCUCUGGAAGGAACAUAAGGAAAGAGGGGUACGACUGUUUAAUCCCGAUUGUGGUGGAUCUUAUGAAACAUCCAACGCUCGACCAUUGCCACAAGCUAUUUCGGAUUGUGGUGUCUAUGAUCUGACCUUUUUACCUCUCUUGCGAACGGUGUACUGGAGCAAACUUUCACCUGAGUGGAAGGCUUUGGUGGAUGUUGCCACGAAAGAACGCGUGCGAGCGUCCCAGACCUUGACAUACCAACGACAGACCAGGGAUAAAGUCCUGAGCCCAUGGCAGGUUCCCAUCAGCGAGAAGGGCCGCAACAGUUUCUUGGGAGGAAUCGAUUUAUUUGGUGCCUGGUAA
This is a messenger RNA of Paracoccidioides brasiliensis Pb18, 810 nucleotides long. RefSeq lists its product as uncharacterized. The record is from RefSeq and is a predicted model, not a curated record. Gene Ontology annotation, biological process: nucleobase-containing compound metabolic process. Gene Ontology annotation, molecular function: nucleic acid binding; 3'-5' exonuclease activity. The transcript has a single exon. Bases 1 to 810 code for a protein of 269 amino acids.